UAAACCUCUUGACCCAGGUCGCGCGCCGCCAUAAACCCUAACCACCCGAGCGACACACCUCGCGCCUACGCCGGCGGCGGGCAGGGGCGCCAUGGUGAAGGCCUACCUCCGGUACGAGCCGGCGCUCGCCUUCGGCGUGGUCGCGUCCCCGGAGUCCAACGUCGUCUACGACCCCUCCGGCCGCCUCCUCCUCGCCGCGGCCCUCGACCGCUUCGCCGCCUGGGACCUCAAGCGCGGCCUCCCCUCCCUCUCGUUCGCCACGACCUCCCCCUCCCCUUCCCUCGCCGUCUCCUGCCUCGCCACCUUCCCCUCCGCCGCACCCGCCACCGGAUCCUCGAUUGCGAGCGGCCACGCCGAUGGGAGUAUCCGGCUGUGGGACGCCGAGACCGGCUCCUGCGAGGCGGCCCUCCAUGGCCACCGCUCUGCGGCCUCCGCCCUCCUCUUCGGCCCCUCUGGCGCCGUACUUGCCUCUGGCAGCAAGGACUGCGACAUCAUCCUCUGGGACGUCGUUGCACAGGCCGGCCUUUUCAGACUCCGUGGCCACCGUGAUCAGGUGACGGGUUUGGUGUUUCUGGAUUCAGGCAAGAAGCUAGUGAGCUGCUCCAAGGACAAGUUCAUCCGCGUCUGGGACCUUGACACCCAGCACUGCCUUCAGAUUGUUGGUGGCCAUCGCAGUGAAAUAUGGUCGAUAGAUGUGGAUCCCAGUGAGAGGUUUUUGGUGUCUGGUUCAGCCGAUCAAGAGCUGCGGGUGUUUACAGUCCGGAAAUCAGCUGAGGGUGAAGAUUGGAGCAAGUGGGAUAUGCUGAAGCUAUUUGGUGAGAUUCCGAGACAGAGCAAGGAAAGGGUGGCAACCAUUAGGUUUAAUAAGAAUGGUAACCUUGUGGCAUGCCAGGUAGCUGGGAAGAUAGUGGAUGUUUAUAGGGUUCUUGAUGAAACAGAGGCUUUACGGAAGGCCAAGAGGAGGAUGCACAGAAAGAAGGAGAAAGCUUUGGCCAAAUCUGCUGUUGCCGAAGAGAAUGGAACUGUUAUAGACCCUUUGUCAGCUCAAGAUUGGCAGAAUCCCACUCCUGUUGUCACUGAUGUAUUUAAGCUUCUCCAUGUUUUGCGGUCUAACAAGAAAAUUUGCUCGGUUGCAUUUUCUCCUAACAAUCCACCAAAAGGCUGCUUUGCCACCUUGUCUUUGUCUCUGAACAAUAACAUGCUUGAGACAUACUCAGUCGAUAAUGAGAAUGUGUCAAAGAUGUACUCCAUUGAGAUGCAUGGACACCGUUCUGAUAUUAGGAGUCUUGCGCUUAACUCAGAUGACAGCCUCCUGAUGUCAACAAGUCACAAUGCUGUUAAGAUUUGGAAUCCUAGUACUGGGGACUGUCUUCGGACAAUUGACUCUGAUUAUGGAUUGUGCAGUGCAUUUGUUCCUGGUAAUCGGUAUGCCCUUGUUGGCACAAAGAGUGGUACUUUGGAGAUUAUAGAUAUUAAUAGUGGAAGCUCUAUUGAGGUUAUAGAAGCUCAUGCUGGUUCCAUACGAUCAGUUGUACUCAUUGCAGACGAGGAUGGAACUAUUGGUGCACGGGGUUUUGUUACUGGGAGUGCUGAUCAUGAUGUCAAGUUUUGGGAAUACCAAUUGAUGCAGAAAUCUGAUGCUGAUUCUAAACAGCUGAGUGUAACGAAUGUGAGAACCUUGAAAAUGAAUGACGAUGUCCUUGCAGUAACAAUCAGUCCAACUGGGAAGCAUAUUGCUGUUGCUCUCUUGGACAGCACAGUCAAGGUCUUCUAUAUGGACUCACUGAAGUUUUUUCUUUCCCUCUAUGGACACAAGCUUCCAGUUCUCUGCAUGGAUAUAUCAUCCGAUGGAGCUCUCAUAGUUACUGGCUCUGCGGACAAAAAUUUGAAAAUUUGGGGUAUGGAUUUUGGUGACUGCCAUAAGUCCAUUUUUGCCCAUGCUGACAGUGUGAUGGAUGUUAAAUUUGUUUAUAAAACACACUAUAUGUUUAGUGUUGGGAAAGACCGCACUGUGAAGUACUGGGAUGCUGAUAAAUUCGAGUUAUUAUUAACACUGGAAGGACACCAUGCUGAAGUUUGGUGUCUUGCCAUCAGUAGCCGUGGUGAUUUUGUUGUAACAGGUUCUCAUGAUCGCUCUAUUCGGCGUUGGGAUCGUACCGAAGAACAGCUCUUCAUUGAGGAAGAGCAAGAGAAAAGAUUGGAGGAAACCUUUGAGGCUGAUUUGGAUAGUACCGUGGAUCAUAGAUAUGGGCAGAAAGAUGGUGCUCCAGAUGAGGGUUCUGUAGGUGUUCCUGGUAGGAAAACAAAAGAGACUGUUACUGCUGCGGAUGCAAUUAUUGAUGCACUUGACACUGCUGAGGAAGAAGUAAAACGACUUCACCAGCACAAGGAAGAAGAAAAUAAUGGGAGAGGAGCACAAUUUCAACCCAAUGUUAUAAUGCAAGGGCAGUCACCAUCGGAUUAUGUUCUGAAUGUAGUUUCAAAUGUCCGUGCAAAUGACUUGGAACAGGCUCUCCUUUCAUUGCCGUUCUCGGAUGCACUGAAGCUCAUGUCUUACUUAAAGGAGUGGUCUCUGGUUCCUUUGAAGGUUGAGCUUGUUUGUAGGGUUUGCCUAGUGCUGCUUCAAACACACCACAACCAACUAACUGCCACACCAUCUGCAAGAUCGAUGCUUACAGAACUGAAAGAUAUUCUUUACAAUAGAGUAAAGGAAUGCAAGGAUGCUAUAGGUUUCAACCUUGCUGCAAUGGAUCAUAUAAAAGAAUUGUUGGCCAUGAGAUCGGAUGCCCCCUUCCGAGAUGCAAGAGCGAAACUGUUGGAGAUCAGGCAGGAGCAAUCGAGACGCUCAGAUAGGUCAGUUGGGACCGAAAAAAGGAAAAGGAAGAAGCAGAAAACAUCCGGUGAGAGCUGAGCCUUGGGCGAGGCAUAGUAGGCCUUCUUUUAGCCUAAUACCCAACUAUAUAUCGACGUGCUCGUAUUCAGUCUACAUGAGCACGACAGAAUUUUGACCUACU
Messenger RNA from Oryza brachyantha (malo sina), 3014 nucleotides. RefSeq names its product WD repeat-containing protein 3. The coding region runs from base 92 to 2911 and encodes 939 amino acids. The transcript has 12 exons. Gene Ontology annotation, molecular function: snoRNA binding; protein binding. Gene Ontology annotation, cellular component: small-subunit processome; Pwp2p-containing subcomplex of 90S preribosome. Lineage: Eukaryota; Viridiplantae; Streptophyta; Magnoliopsida; Poales; Poaceae. The record is from RefSeq and is a predicted model, not a curated record. Gene Ontology annotation, biological process: maturation of SSU-rRNA.